AUGGAACGAAAGAUUAUUAUCACAGAUUCACAGGCAGGGAAGGAGUGGAGAUCAAAAGAUGACCAGGGCAUCCAUUGGAAGGCGUGGGAUAAAGUGUAUAUCCCCAAGAAAUAUGGAGGUUUGGGCUUUAAGGAGUUGCGUGCCUUUAAUCUUGCCAUGUUGGGUAAGCAAGCGUGGCGUUUUCUUACACAACCGGAAUCUUUGGUUUCAAGAGUUUACAAGGCCAAAUAUUAUCCCAAUAAAUCUUUCUUUGAUGCAUGUUUGGGGAAUAACCCAAGUUUUUGUUGGCGUAGUAUUCUGGCGACACAGGAAUUAAUCUGUGGAGGAGUUAAGCGCAGAAUUGGGAAUGGUAAGUUAACCUUAAUAUGGGAUCAUCCAUGGCUACAUGAUGAACAGAACCCGAGAAUAAUAACGGAAAAACCACCCCAGUUGGCACAGGCAAUGGUCAUGGGACUAAUGGACCAGGAGACAGGAACUUGGGAUCAGGAUAUUCUCACAGAUAUUUUCAUACCCGUGGAUGUGAUACAAAUAUUGAAAAUAUCUGUGUCACCAGAAUAUGAAGACAUGUGGUAUUGGUAUGGGGACCCAAGGGGAGAGUAUUUAGUUAAAAUUGGUUACAGGAAGGUGGUUGGUGAUCACACCCACCAGGUUGGAGCCUUUGAUAAGUGGUUAAAAUUAUGGAAGUUCAAGAUCCCCCUGAAGUGGAAGACAUUUUUAUGGAGGACUUUGAAUGAUAUAUUACCUACCCACUACAAAAAACCUACUUAUAAAGAGGAUGAUAAUGAGAUUGUUUAUGCAGUGGCACUUCUAUAUUAUAUAUGGCGUGCAAGAAAUGGGGCUGUAUGGGAUGCAUAUUUACCCACACCUCGGAAGAUAAUUGCAAUGGUAACCUCGGCUGUACACGCUUGGAAGCUUGCCCAUCCAGGUCGGACACAUACCGCAACUGCCACCACGGCAGGAGCCCAAGACGAUGCUACUGGACAGUCCGAACAGCACAAUGCCACUGCUGCAAUCCGCAUUGAUCAACCGCAACAAGCCACUGCCAUGUUACGGCAUCCCCUGCCAGCCGCGUCAAGUGCCGCAAUCCACGCUCCUCAACACCCCAUGCGAGAUCUAUGCUUCUUCGACGCAGCGUACUCCAAUCAGACAAACAAAGCAACGGUCGGAGCAAUUCAACUCAACGCCCAAGGAGGAUAUAUUUCAGCCAUGUCGGCGCCCAUGAUAGACUGUUUUUCACCGCUAAUGGCGGAAGCUUUUGCAUGCAAGGAGGUUUUGUCCUGGUUAAGGAAUCGUGGGGAAAGAUCUAUCGAGCUCUUCACAGAUUGUUUAAUAUUACAGCAGUAUUUAUCGUCUAUGGCAGGCUCACCACGUUCAUAUCUGGGUUACGCUAUUGACAGUUGCAAGACUAGUUGUUUUCAAGCACAAUUCGAUCUGGAUUCUGUCUGA
Messenger RNA from Ipomoea nil (Japanese morning glory), 1446 nucleotides. RefSeq lists its product as uncharacterized. The transcript has 4 exons. The record is from RefSeq and is a predicted model, not a curated record. Gene Ontology annotation, molecular function: nucleic acid binding; RNA-DNA hybrid ribonuclease activity. The coding region runs from base 1 to 1446 and encodes 481 amino acids. Lineage: Eukaryota; Viridiplantae; Streptophyta; Magnoliopsida; Solanales; Convolvulaceae.